Messenger RNA from Dicentrarchus labrax (European seabass), 1891 nucleotides. It is a transcript of the gene sfxn2, whose product is annotated as sideroflexin 2. The record is from RefSeq and is a predicted model, not a curated record. Lineage: Eukaryota; Metazoa; Chordata; Actinopteri; Moronidae. Gene Ontology annotation, cellular component: mitochondrial inner membrane. Gene Ontology annotation, molecular function: monoatomic ion transmembrane transporter activity. Gene Ontology annotation, biological process: serine import into mitochondrion; monoatomic ion transport. The transcript has 13 exons. The coding region runs from base 243 to 1205 and encodes 320 amino acids.
UGUAGGUCCAGACGUUACAGGAGCUGCCCCAGCUCGUGAUUGGACGACUGCAUGCCACGUGCACUUACUAUGCCACACGAGCACAUUUGAUUACCUGACAGGUUGCUCUGCUGGGCUCUGGAGGAAGCUCACUAAGGUUUCGACUGCAGCUGCUGAGUAACCGUCUGUGGAGUAAACAGAGGUCGUCCCCAAGACUUUAACUUUUUAAUGCAUUAAGUUGGGACUGCUUUUUAACAACAACGAUGGCUUUGAGCUCGUUCGACAUCGACGCACCACGAUGGGAUCAGUCCACGUUUAUGGGUCGACUGAAACACUUCUUCAACAUCACAGACUGGCGAACGGCGAUCUUACCCGACUCGCGCCUGGAUGAAGCCAAAGCUUUAGUAGAAAGCUGCAGGGCAGGAUCCGUCCCUCCCGGCACCACGGAGGAGCAGCUCCACUACGCUAAGAAGCUGUACGACUCGGCCUUCCACCCGGACACGGGAGACCGCAUGAACCUCAUCGGCCGCAUGUCCUUCCAGGUCCCCGGAGGCAUGGCCAUCACCGGCUUCAUGCUGCAGUUCUACAGGACAGUUCCUGCUGUGGUGUUCUGGCAGUGGGUGAAUCAGUCCUUCAACGCUCUGGUCAACUACACAAACCGUAACGCUGCCUCCCCCAUCACUCCCAAGCAGAUUGGAGUCGCCUACAUUACAGCAACCAGCACAGCAUUAGCAACAGCAGUCGGACUCAACCUCUACACAAAGAAAGCUCCUCCUCUCGUGGCUCGCUGGGUCCCGUUUGCAGCGGUGGCGGCCGCCAACUGUGUCAACAUUCCCAUGAUGAGGCAACAGGAAAUCCUGAACGGUAUUGCUGUGACGGAUGAAAAUGGCAACAAACUGGGCCACUCUACGAAAGCAGCGGUUAAAGGAAUCACUCAGGUGGUCGUCUCUCGGAUCACCAUGGCUGCACCGGGAAUGAUCAUCCUCCCCAUCAUCAUGCAGAGGAUGGAAAAAUACAAGUUCAUGCAGAGAAUCACGUAUCUCCACGGACCGAUUCAAGUGAUGAUGGUGGGAGCGUUUUUGGUCUUCAUGGUCCCUGCUGCCUGCUCCCUGUUCCCUCAGCGAUGCUCGAUGGCCGUGUCCAAGUUGGAGCCCGAGCUGAGAGACUCCAUCGUAUCUCAGUACGGAGACGCCGUACAACGUGUCUACUUCAACAAAGGCCUCUGAGGCGGGGAGGGCUGAUUAGCAUUAUCUAUUUGACACGCAAGAGCCGAAUACAUAAGCGUGUUAUUUGUCUUCGUUUUCUAAUCAUUAGUCACAAUGAAAUGCUCUUUUUCCCUUUUUCGUCAUCUUUUCGAAUCAGUGCUUGUUGCUGGGAACUCUCUGGAUUGUUGAUCAAUCAUGUCGCUUUCUUUUAAUACACGGGGUUACUGUGUACUCCUGUGGAGAAACCAAAUGAUCUCCUCUCAGGAACACGCACAAUACUUUUAGCUACAUUAACACUCUGUUAGUUUGUCCCCUCAUGGUGCAACUCAUCUGUUUUCAUUGGCUGUUUGUUGGCGUGUCGGUGCUCUUACAGCUUCCUUACAAUCUGUGCCUUCCCUACAAAGCGACAGGAACAACAACACUGCUGGGUUUUCUUUUUAACCAGUAUUUUCUUCACUGUGAAACCAGAACAGUACUUCUAUGCAUGGGUUAACUCUAAAACGGUCAUUCAGCGUGGUGUGGACGUAGGGAGAUAAAGGUGGAGGAUACUGCCCUCUUCUGCCAGAAUGGAGGUAGAUGUAUUAUGACUUGUUGGCACAGUUUAUCUGAAAGGUUUGCCGAUGGGAUCUUUUCACUGUGUAAACUCGGACUUGUGCCACAAUCCUCAGUAUAAGCUGAAAUAAAACCACAUACAUUUUUGAAAUAUA